AUGGUAUUUGGUCAAAAUGAGAUUUUAUUGGAAAAGUGUUGUCCGGAGAACUUUCAUGUGAAAACUACAUGUGUUAUAAAUACUAUUGGGAAUAACAAUUUCUCUGAUGUACCAGUUUACGAUUUGAACGAAGACAACUCAAAAUUUCAAGUUAAAGAGAAAUUUAACAGUAUGUUUCGUGUGGUUGCUAAUGCGUCCAUUACUCCUGGAAAAGAAAUAACUAAUGCUCAAUUGUUGUUUAAUGGCUUCAUAAUUAUUACGGACGCUGACGUCAAAGAGCCAUCAAGCUUUUGUUUAGACUAUAAAGAAAAUGGCAACUCUACUGAAAUUGGCUUUUGGUUAAUAAAUAAUGGAACACAACAUCAGGAGAAACCAGUAAAAGAUUUAGAACAAUCCUACAUAUCUAUUACUGCAUUAUUGACAUCAUGUGUGUUUCUCUCAUUGACAAUACUGGUAUAUGUUUUUCUACCAAAGUUACGAAAUCUGAAGGGCAAAAUCCUUUUAUCGUGUGUUAUCAGUCUUCUUGGUGCAUUUCUAGCAUUGGCUACCAUGCAAAUAGUGGAAAUAAGUAGUGCUACAGUACCACCUUGCUACAGUUUUACUUCCCUUUUUUAUUUUUUCAUCCUGUCGAGUUUCUGUUGGAUGAAUGCUUUGUCUUUCAUGAUGUGGCGAGAUUAUGGGCGCAUGUUCGAGCGAACGCCGAGAGCUAACAAUCGAGAGAUUGAAAAUAGACGCUACAAGAAAUAUCUUGUUUAUGCUUGGGGAGUGCCUAUGAUUUUAACGAUUCUACUAAAUGUGUUAGAUCACGCAGGACUAGAGCGUUUUUCUUGGUUCAUGGUACCGAAUAUUAUACGAAAUGGUUGCUUUUUACAUGGAUAUGAAAGGCUACUUUACCUCGAUUUGCCUAUACUGUUAUUGUUAAUAGGAAAUUGGUAUUUCUUUAUUAUAACGGCAUAUAAUAUAUGGGGAACCUUCAACGAAACUAAAAUUCUAAACGAGUCUGCAUUGUCUUUAAAAAAACUGUUAUUAGUGUACGUAAGACUUUCUGUUCUGAUGGGAAUUUCGUGGGUGUUAGAAAUUGUCGCGCACCUCUUGCCGCCUUCACAUCUACAUCCAGUUUGGGUCGUGGUUGAUUUAUACAACGGGUUCAUUGGCGUCGGCUUCUUCAUGGUGCUCGUAUGCAAGAAGAAAAUAUGGAAUUCACUCCGACUAAGAUGGCAACACAAAGGCGCUUAUAAUACUGGUUAUUACUCGACUAGAUCUAAAUCAUCAAGAUUACAACAUACUCCAUAA
Molecule: messenger RNA, 1293 nt
Organism: Pieris macdunnoughi
Lineage: Eukaryota; Metazoa; Arthropoda; Insecta; Lepidoptera; Pieridae
Source: the annotation of a GenBank genome assembly